Molecule: messenger RNA, 1134 nt
Organism: Pedinophyceae sp. YPF-701
Lineage: Eukaryota; Viridiplantae; Chlorophyta; Pedinophyceae
Source: the annotation of a GenBank genome assembly
AUGCUGGCUGGGAUGGAGGGGAGGCCGCGGAGAGUUCUCGCGGGGCUGCCGCGCCUGAAAGCGAGCAAGCCAGCGGGCCUGUUCUCACGCAGGCGCCGCUCGUUCGUGAUACUCGGCAUCGCGAUAAUCUGCUACUUCAUCGCUCGGUCGAUCAAAUACAGCAGGCUCGACAUCGCGGGAUUCCCGCUUCACAGGGAUGCGGUGCGGUAUCCGGAGGCCCGGAACGCGGUCGUCGAGCGGACCUCCGGGCGGUUCAACAUGCCAGGUGUUGGGAUAGUCACCGUGUGUCUGGACCGCUUUGCAAGGCAGACGAAAUGCGAGGCGCUCGUCGAAACAGUGCGAGAUGUGGGGGGAUGGGGCGGCGAGGUGUUCGUGAUCACAGACGCGAGUUCGGAGCAGUGUUUCCGACACAAGCGAUGGAGAGACUGCGAGCUAGACGCCACGAUCAUCCCCGUGGACGUGGACACCCCGCACUGGACCAUGCCCAGCCUCAGCAACACCAAGGGCGUGCGCUCUGUGUCCAAGACCUUCAAGAUGCGCAUCUUCGAAAUCGUCGGACAGGUGGAUCCGUCCAUCGAGGCCCUGCUCUUCAUGGACGGAGACGUGCUGAUUGGGGAGCCCAUGUGCCUGGAGUCUUUCUUCAAGUCGCACGUCCCGCGUCUUGGGCCGGACGCGACGUUCUUUGCCUUUCGGGAGGAGCCCCCGCCCAGCAUCAAGCCGCACGGAGGCAUCUUCCUGGUGCACAAGGAGCACUCCGCGCACACGCUGUCCGCGUGGAUGCACCACUACGUCACCAGCGGCGAAGCGAGCGACCAGACUGCCUUCGUACAGGGGGAGCUGGCGGGCAACAUCACGGGCUUGACGUUCAUGGACACGGAACGACUGCAGUCCAGCCCUGAGUGCCGCGGCGACGACGAGUGCGCCCGCCAGCGGAUGACGUGCUUCGUGCACCUGCACAAUGCGCGGUGUGUCAAGUACGGCGCGGCGUCUGUGCAGCGGUACGUUCAGCGCUGGGGGCUCUGCACCAUGCAGGACAUGCAGUACUGCACGCCCAUGUCCAUGGCCCCGUUCGCCAUGGGCUGGGUUCCCUACAACUCCUGCCAGAAAAUGGAAUUCGGCGUCUCGCCAUUAUGA